This is a messenger RNA of Rhipicephalus sanguineus (brown dog tick), 3177 nucleotides long. Its product is annotated as acireductone dioxygenase. Bases 137 to 634 code for a protein of 165 amino acids. The transcript has 4 exons. The record is from RefSeq and is a predicted model, not a curated record. Gene Ontology annotation, biological process: L-methionine metabolic process. NCBI's taxonomy places the organism in Eukaryota, Metazoa, Arthropoda, Arachnida, Ixodida, Ixodidae. Gene Ontology annotation, molecular function: acireductone dioxygenase [iron(II)-requiring] activity.
GGCCGUGUUUACUUCAACGCGAACUCUCCUACAGCAUCAGUAGUCGUCCAGGGAUCGAAGCAGUGAGCUUCGCGCAUUCGUUUGAGACAAAGACGUGCUCUUUUUUUUGCCUUCGCAUAAGCAGCUGUCCCGAGUCAUGGUCCCCAAGCCAGACAACAAGCUGACCGCCUGGUACGUGAACGAACCGGACAAGGUGCUGGACGCCCAAAGGAUCAAGCAGAUCAUCGGGGACGGUGCAGAGUUCUAUGAGACUUCGUCGUACGAAGACGCCGUCGCCGUGCUGGAGUGCAUCAGACAGAGGAAGAAAAUCCGCUACGAAGACCGCCUCCAUCUUUCGCCGCACAAGGACGACUACGUGAGCAUGACGGACAUGUUCCGGCGCGAGCACAAGCACCCAGAUGAGGAAGUGCGCUACUUUGAGCGCGGCACGGGCUUCCUGGACGUGAGGGACAAGUCCGACCGGUGGCUGCGGGUGCAGGUCCAGGCGGGCCACCUGCUUGUGCUGCCACCGCAGAUAUACCACCGCUUCUCACCGGCCACGCAACAGGAGGAAAUAGUGGUUCACCGCCUCUUUGAAGAUGUGGACACCUGGACAGCAGACUUUAGGGAUGAAGAAGGCGACUCAUCCAAUUAAUUUCCGCUUAGCUUUGUUGCACGUGACUGCUUGGUGCAUGCUCCACUUUGUGUUUAUAGACCACUUGCACCUUUCACAACGGCUGCACCGAGCUUUUCACUUUGUUUUGAUCCUUUUUGCGUACACGGCAGGUAAAUGUCGUUAACAUCUCGGAGUUAUGCUUGGCACGCAACACCACAGUGUACAGGGCCAAUGGAUAACUUCUCAGGCUUUAUCCUGCCAAAUCUACUUUUAGAGCAAAAUGAGGCACCUAGUUUUUGUUUGGUUACCUCGUUGAUCGCCUUUGUUUCGGAGAUUUUUGUGCAUCCCAAGUUUGUGCAUGAAGUUUUUCAAUGAUAAACCUGGGCUAAAAAUAUGUUGACAUGUGAAGGCAUAUCUUAGUGUACCACACAAUACUUGUGAACAUACUACCAACACUGAUUAGUACUGGCUUAAAGGGGCCCUGCUACACUUUCUUAAGUAAUCAUCGAAUAACCUCACUAUCUGAGGCGCUGCCUCUUGAAUAGAGUGCUGCACAAAUUUCUCGAAUCGGUCAACUAUGAGUGAGCGGAGUUGCAGGGAUUUUUAGUAUGCCUUUUGCCCCGACGAGCAAGCUGAAAUCUACAGGGGGACGACAAAGGGGCAAUAAGGUAUGUCAGCGCACAUCGAGACCCUGAGCACUUUGCCUUUUUUUCUUUGAAUGGGUAGGCUCACUUAUGAUGUGAUCACGAGUGUGUUAGUGUCACCACUGCGUAGUUCUGUACUUGUGGACAACUUUUCUUGGCAAUGAGGGAAAGGCUACGGGGGUAGAGCUACUGCACAUGUACUGCUCCGCGAAGUAGUCCAGUUCAGCGCGUUUCAUAUUUAGUUUUGGUUUUUGAACCUUCUGUAUCUCCUGUAAUGGCCAUUUGAUUAUUCAAGCGGCUGUUACAGGCAUACACAGCCUGUGAAAUUCGUCACAAGCUCCCUCGGCGAGCCGUUGGAAAAGGUGGAGGGUGACGAGCGCUCACCUGAAGAUGAAGAUGCCAUCUUGACUGCAAGGUGCACGUAAAAGGUGCGACGUUUUCACAGGCACAAAAAUGCGAAAUGACACUGCAUAAAGUAAAACAAGUAUAAAUAUCUCCUUGGUGCGUGUUGGCCCUCUUUUUAAACAGCGCCCUGCAGAAAAUAAUGUUUUUUUUAAUUCUCACGCAGAAAAACUGACGCAAUUGUGAGACUAUAUUUUUCAGCAGUAGCACACGCGUAGUUAGGCUCUGUAACCUUCCCUUCAUUGUAAAGAAAAGUUGUCCGCGAGUAUAGCACACUACAGAGAGCGGCGCUGCCAAGUGGCAGCACUCGUGGCGGCUGCAGUAACUAAGCAGCACAAGAAUGCUCGAAUUAGCCAAUGGUAGUGUCCUCUCCUUCAUUGACAUUGUCGGGCUCGUCAUGCAAUUUGCAGAGAAGAGCGAGAAAUUUCUAGCUGUCUUUGAAGUGUAGUUGUAAAUUCUAUGCAGUGUGCAGUGCUACUAUUGUAUUUGGCUCGCAAUUCACAGGAGCCUUGACUACCGAUCGGCUUUUUCUAACCACAUUUAAGAAGUGUUGCAGGGACCCUUUAAGGUUGCCUAAUCAUUUAUUUAAUCCAAUGACCGAGCUAACAAUUUUACACAGUUGCAGUUUUUCAGAUAAAUCUCAUGCUUCAGCAUUUUUCACCCAAUUCUUGCCAUCACAAGAGCGGGAAAUGAGGUGCAUGCUGAAUAAAAAAAAGUCUGCAGACAUAAAAUCGAAUCCGCUAGCGCAGGACUGAGUCAGUUGGAGCUCAUUGGAAAAGAUCCAAGUCCUUCAAGGGGUAUUCAGAUGGGGGAGACGGGGGGGAUUGCGGAUCACGUGACCGCGACGUCACGGAUUAGAGAAUGGGCGUGACCGCCCAACAGGACAAACAAUCCCCCGGCGGUGAGGGAUAUAGCGAAAUUUCGGGCUCUUGUUUGGCCACAUUGUUGCACUUGCUCCUGCAGAGAGCGGCAGCGGGUGUACAGUCAGCACCUGCAUGGUCGUCUGCAGCUCGUCAUCAGCAGCUUGUCAAACGGGUGGUGCAAGCCACUAGAGUAGUCUAGUAACACUGGUCUCCCCCUCCGUUUGCCUCGUCCCUGUGAGUGGGGGACAUUUGUGGAGACUACUCCUCGCGAGCUGAUGUCACUAGGCUCCGCCUUUAUCCCCCGAGCCUUUCUCCCCCGUCUGAAUACCCCUUCAGUGGACAUAAGAUAGCCAGGCUGACUGUGAUGAUGACAGAAACAUGUUAAACUUUUUUCGUACCACAGCCUACAAGGGGCUCACAUUUAGGCUGAAAGUGCUUGCACAAACGUUUCUGAAGUGUAUUUUUUAUGUGUAUUGCCAUACAUUGAGUCUAAGAUAUGGCUGAGCCUCUACGUGGAAUGCAACCGUAAGGAUGUGUAAGCAACCCUUCAGAUUCAAAAUCUUGCACACAGUAUAUCUCCUCAUUAGUUAGGAAACCUUUAUUAUUACUUCAGUAUAGUAAAACCUUCUAUAUUACUCUGUAUCCAAAGCCAAAAUAAAACAGUGGUCCCAAC